CCAGCAAGUCAACAACCAUUCUACUCGCCGUUGCCCUUCGCUGCUGCUUCCCCUCUCUCUCAUUCCCUUUCCGCUCCCCCACGCCCCUCCCAGUGAACCCUAGGGUUUAGCGGCAACCUCCCUCCCCUCGCCGCACCUUCCGCGCCGCCGAUGGACGUGGACUCCGACCCGGCCGCCGCGAGCAAGCCCAGCCAGAUGGACCUCGAGGACCAGACGGACGCAAAGGGGAAGGGGAAGGGGAAGGUGGAAGAAGAGGGGAACGAGAAAGGCGAGGAGCUCGCGGACUCCAUCGGGAGCCUCUCCAUCGGCCCGGGGCGCACCAACUUCAAGAAGAAGCCCGUCAUCAUCAUCGUCAUCGGCAUGGCCGGGACGGGGAAGACGACUUUUAUGCAUCGGCUGGUGUGCGAUACACAGGCAUCAAACAGGAGGGGCUACGUCAUCAACCUUGACCCUGCGGUGAUGACGCUGCCAUUCGGGGCCAACAUUGAUAUCCGCGAUACAGUGCGGUAUAAGGAAGUGAUGAAGGAGUACGGACUUGGUCCCAACGGUGGCAUCCUCACCUCGCUCAACUUGUUCGCCACCAAGUUUGAUGAGGUUGUGUCUGUUAUUGAAAGACGUGCAGGCCAGUUGGAUUAUGUGUUGGUGGACACUCCUGGCCAGAUUGAGAUCUUCACUUGGUCGGCUUCAGGAGCUAUCAUUACUGAAGCUUUUGCAUCAACAUUUCCAACAGUUGUUGCAUAUGUUGUUGACACACCCAGGUCAACAAACCCUGUUACUUUCAUGAGCAACAUGCUUUAUGCCUGCAGUAUUCUCUACAAAACCCGCCUCCCUCUGGUCCUGACAUUUAACAAGGUUGAUGUGGCCAAGCAUGAGUUUGCUAUCGAAUGGAUGCAAGACUUUGAGGCGUUUCAGACAGCUUUGGAUUCGGAUAAAUCUUACUCCUCUACAUUUACCCGAAGCCUUUCUCUGGUUCUUGACGAAUUUUACAAGAAUCUACGUUCUGUUGGAGUAUCUGCAGUAUCUGGUACUGGAGUCGAUGCAUUUUUUGAAGCUAUAGAAGCAAGCGCCAAGGAAUACAUGGAAACUUACAGGGCUGAUCUUGACAAGAGGAUUGCUGAAAAGGAAAGACUGGAGGCGGAACGUAGGAAGGCGAACAUGGAAAAAUUGCAGAGAGAUAUGAUGAAAUCCAAAGGACAAACUGUGGUACUCAGCACUGGUUUGAAGGGCAAAAAUCCUGCUUCAGACAUGAUGGAUGAUGCUGAUGAGGAGGACGAAGAGGAGGCAUCGGAAGAUUUCAAGUUUUCUGAGGAGGACGAAGAAGGUGAUGGAGAAGAUGAGGAAGUGGCUCAUUUUAGCUUUUGAGGUACUGUAGUAUUACUCCAUUUAAAUACGAGCUUUACCUAAUGUACUUAGUUGUUUUGGAAUCUGAGGUUGUUAAUAAUACUUAAGUGUCUAGUUUUUGCAUUGAAUGUAAAUUCGCAUUUCAGGCACUAAUGCUAACCAGUGUUUGCUA
Phragmites australis (common reed) is the source of this 1513-nucleotide messenger RNA. Its product is annotated as GPN-loop GTPase QQT2-like. Gene Ontology annotation, molecular function: GTPase activity. The transcript is spliced from 6 exons. The coding region runs from base 151 to 1362 and encodes 403 amino acids. Lineage: Eukaryota; Viridiplantae; Streptophyta; Magnoliopsida; Poales; Poaceae. The record is from RefSeq and is a predicted model, not a curated record.